Molecule: messenger RNA, 1710 nt
Organism: Pseudomyrmex gracilis
Lineage: Eukaryota; Metazoa; Arthropoda; Insecta; Hymenoptera; Formicidae
Product: RNA-binding protein 40
Exons: 7
Coding region: 100-1470 (456 amino acids)
Biological process (GO): mRNA splicing, via spliceosome
Cellular component (GO): U12-type spliceosomal complex
Molecular function (GO): U12 snRNA binding; pre-mRNA intronic binding
Source: RefSeq, a predicted model, not a curated record
UUUGUUCCAAAAUACACAUGUGUUACAUGACUCACAUGUGUGUAAGAAGCAUUUUUAAAUCGCGGCGGAGACCAGCAGAGAUUACAGAGAUUUAUAAAAAUGGUUCCGAUAUGCGACACGUUGCGAAUUCUUCAUUUACCUCCGCAAAUUUCGAACGAUCGGCGCGAUGUGUUGUUACAAAAAUACGGUGCAAUAAAAACCAAAACAAUACGACUGUCGAACAAAUACACCGCGACCUUUGCCAAGUUCUCAUCUCCGCAAUUAGCAGCAGAAGCAUUGUUGCGUUUACAUCAGUUGAAUGUCAGAGGACAAUAUCUGACAGUCGAAUAUGCUCACAAGUCUAUUGAACAAUUUUCGGAACAAGACGUUCAGCAUGAAGUGUCAAAGAGCAAGGAUGAUACAAACGAGGAAACUGCCAGUAAAGCUCACAUACAAGCAUUCAUGCGGAAGUUGAACAAUUGGACUAUGAAUUAUGACUUCAGUCAAUUACCUCCUCCGAAUAUAAAAUAUAAGUAUCCACCACCGACAAAAACUACAUUAAUAAGAAUAGCUAUCAUGCUAAUAGAGGAACCAGUUUUUUACACACAGGUGCUGCAUUUAAUGAAUAAAAUGAAUUUGCCCCCUCCUUUUGAAGAAUUAGAAACAGAAUUUCCCACGUUGAGGGACAUUUAUAACAUGGAGAAGUACAAAGACAUCCUUGGUAUAGGAGAUGUGAAGAAAGAAGAGGAAGAGGAAGAGGAGUCCGAAUUAGAAUCAGAUGGGGAAGAUAAUGCGAGACCUUUGGAAAUCAUUCCUGUUAAACGAAAACGGCCGCAGUCCGCAAAACGAAUGAAGAUUCCCAAGUUUGUAAACCCCGCCAAAAACAUUACAAGUACUUCAUCCACGCAAAAAGUACUGAAACCAGAAGAAAUGUUCGAGCCUGUUGAACGUGGCGAGACUAAGAAUCUCAGAAUCGAAUUAAAAACUCUGGAUACAUCGUCAUUAGAAAUCGCAUCUGCUAAUCAAGAUAAUACCGUAACGAUAGAAGGUGGAUUUGGUUUAAUAUUUCCGACUAACAAAACUGAUGACGCGAAAGAUAGCACAGAUGAUGUAGAAACGCAGAAAAAUAAGUUUAUAACUUCCGAGGAAUUAGCAGCUAACAGAAUUUCUGCUCAUGAUCAACGAAUACUCCCCGUGUUCAAGAAUUAUCAUCCAGGCAAACCAUCCAAUCGCCUUUACAUAAAAAAUCUUGCGAAACAAGUGGAAAUCAAUGAUCUUCACUAUAUUUAUCAACGAUAUGUUAUCGUAGGAUUGAAAGAUGUUGAGAAUGAAUAUGAUGUAAGACUUUUGCAAGAAGGAAGAAUGAAAGGCCAAGCCUUUAUUACUUUACAAAAUAUUGUUCAAGCUCAAAUGGCCCUCGAAGAAACAAACGGAUAUAUAUUGAAAGAUAAGCCUAUGGUAGUACAAUUUGCCAAAGCUGUUAAAAGUUGAUACUGAUGCGUAGAUAGAGUGAUUCCUGCUUUGUGAAAGAACUAAAAGAGAAUUUUGUUAAUUAAAUAAAUUCGAACAUAAGUGCGGAAGUAUCCACGAAGCUUUAAGGAAAAAUUAUACUUGUCGAAGUUUGGGAACUUAUACGAAAAUAUCAAGAACAAACAUGACUUUGUGCACGACUAAAUCUCGUGCCGUGUUUAAGUAUGGCUUCACCUAUGAUGCUAAUAAAGCGUCCAGCGC